GUGGUUUCCUGUGUGGUGGUGAAGUUGCUGCUGCCUGGAGAUGAUGAACUGAGAGCUUUGGCGAGCUGAGAAACCACAACAUGAAGGCGGUGACCUAUGAUGAUGUGCAUAUCAACUUCACUCGGGAAGAGUGGGAUUUGCUGAAUCCUUCCCAGAAGAAUCUCUAUAAAGAUGUAAUGCUGGAGACCUACAGGAACCUCAUUUCUAUAGGAUACAUUGGGGAAGACAACAACACUGAAGAACAUUGGCAAUGUUCUAGAAGACAUGAAAGUCAUAAAAGAACACAUACUGGAGAGAAACCCUAUCAAUGUCAUCAGUGUGGUAAGGGCUUUGCCCAGCCCAGUUAUCUUCAAUUGCAUAAAAGAACUCAUACUGGAGAGAAACGCUAUCAAUGUAAUCAGUGUGGUAAGGCCUUUACCAAGCACAGUCCUCUUCAAGUACAUAAAAGAACACAUACUGGAGAGAAACCCUAUGUAUGUAAUCACUGUGGUAAGGCCUUUUCCCAAUACGCUCAUCUUCAAGUACAUAACAGAACACAUACUGGAGAGAAACCCUAUGCAUGUAAUCACUGUGGUAAAGCCUUUGCACGUCUCAGUCAUCUUCAAGUGCAUAAAAGAAUACAUACUGGAGAGAAACCCCAUGAAUGUCAUCAGUGUGGUAAGGCCUUUACCCAGCACAGUCAUCUUCAAGUGCAUAAAAGAACACAUACUGGAGAGAAACCCUACGAAUGUAAUCAGUGUGGUAAGGCCUUUGCACAGUACAGUGCUCUUCAAUACCAUAAAAGAACACAUACUGGAGAGAAACCCUAUGAAUGUAAUCAGUGUGGUAAGGCCUUUGCACAGUACCGUGCUCUUCAAUACCAUAAAAGAACACAUACUGGAGAGAAACCCUAUGAAUGUAAUCAGUGUGGUAAGGCCUUUGCACAGUACAGUGCUCUUCAAUACCAUAAAAGAACACAUACUGGAGAGAAACCCUAUGAAUGUAAUCAGUGUGGUAAGGCCUUUGCACAGUACGGUGCUCUUCAAUACCAUAAAAGAACACAUACUGGAGAGAAACCCUAUGAAUGUAAUCAGUGUGGUAAAUACUUUGCAGCUCGGAGUAGUCUUCAAACCCAUAAAAGAACACAUACUGGAGAGAAACCAUGUGAGUGUAAUCAGUGUGGUAAGGCCUUUACUGAUCAGAAUAGUCUUCAAAAGCAUAAAAGAACACAUACUGGAGAGAAACCCUACGAAUGUAAUCAGUGUGGUAAGGCCUUUUCCCAGCACAGUAAUCUUCAAGUGCAUAAAAGAACACAUACUGGUGAGAAACCCUAUGAAUGUAAUCAGUGUGGAAAGGCCUUUACUGAUCAGAAUAGUCUUCAAAAGCAUAAAAGAACACAUACUGGAGAGAAACCCUACGAAUGUAAUCAGUGUGGUAAGGCCUUUUCCCAGCACAGUAAUCUUCAAGUGCAUAAAAGAACACAUACUGGUGAGAAACCCUAUGAAUGUAAUCAGUGUGGAAAGGCCUUUGCAUAUCAAAAUAGUCUUCAAUUGCAUAAAAGAAGACAUACUGGAGAGAAAGAAACUCUAUGA
Messenger RNA from Arvicola amphibius (Eurasian water vole), 1571 nucleotides. RefSeq names its product zinc finger protein 431-like. The transcript has 4 exons. The record is from RefSeq and is a predicted model, not a curated record. Bases 81 to 1571 code for a protein of 496 amino acids. Gene Ontology annotation, molecular function: RNA polymerase II cis-regulatory region sequence-specific DNA binding; DNA-binding transcription factor activity. Gene Ontology annotation, biological process: regulation of transcription by RNA polymerase II. NCBI's taxonomy places the organism in Eukaryota, Metazoa, Chordata, Mammalia, Rodentia, Cricetidae.